CUCCAACUUGCGGCCAACUCCUCACAUCACACAAUGCCCCGCACGAAGCGCUCUGCCUCCGACGCCUCCGACGCGGCGAGCCCCACGGCCGCGAAGCGCGCCAACGUCGUCAACGCCCUCGAGGCCGCCGACGACGUCGAGCGCGGGACGCUCUUCCUCGACGAUGGCACGGCCAUCGAGGGCUGCUCGUUUGGCGCCAAGAACUCGAUGAGCGGCGAAGUCGUCUUCAACACGGGCAUGGUCGGGUACCCGGAGGCGCUCUCGGACCCGUCGUACGCUGGCCAGAUCCUCGUGCUCACGUUCCCGCUGGUCGGCAACUACGGCGUGCCGUCCAUGGAGCUCGACCAGUUUGGCCUGCCCAAGAACUUUGAGUCGUCCAAGGUGCAGAUCUCGGGCCUCAUUGUCUCCGAGUACUCGUUCCAGCACUCGCAUUGGAACGCGGUCACGUCGCUCGGCGACUGGCUCAAGUCGCACAACGUGCCGGCGCUCUUUGGCCUCGACACGCGCAUGAUCACCAAGAAGAUCCGCGAGCACGGCUCGAUGCUCGGCAAGAUCGAGUUUGCGUCCAUGCCCAUCAAGAUGGAAGACCCGAACAAGACGAACCUCGUCGCCAAGGUCUCGCCCAAGCAGAUUCAAGUCUUCAACAAGGGCGCGUCGCCCAAAAUCCUCGCGUUCGACUGCGGCAUGAAGCACAACAUUGUGCGGUACCUCGCGGGUGCCGGCGUCGAGCUCACGGUCGUGCCGUUCGACUAUGACCUCGAGAAGAGCACGCUCGAGUACGACGGUAUCUUUAUCUCGAACGGCCCCGGCGAUCCGCUCAUGGCGCAGAAGACCAUCGACUCGAUCCGGUGGGCCAUCAACCGCGACGAAGACGACAUCAAGCCCAUCUUUGGCAUCUGCCUCGGCAACCAGAUCCUCGCGCUCGCGGCCGGCGCCAAGACGUACAAGAUGAAGUACGGCAACCGCGGCAUGAACCAGCCGUGCAUUGACAUGCGCACGACGCGCUGCUACAUUACGCCGCAGAACCACGGGUACGCCGUCGAGACGGCGUCGCUGCCCGCGGGCUGGAAGACGUUCUUCAUGAAUGCCAACGACCACUCGAACGAAGGUAUCAUCCACGAGCACAAGCCGUUCUUCUCGGUGCAGUUCCAUCCCGAAGCGUGCGGCGGCCCCACGGACACGGCGUUCCUCUUCGACAUGUUCCUCGAGAAGGUCAAGGGCCAGCCGUCCAAGCUCACGCUCAUGGACACGUCGCUCUACGAUCGCCCGACGUACCGCAAGGUGGUCCUCCUCGGAUCUGGCGGUCUCAGCAUCGGCCAAGCCGGUGAAUUCGACUACUCGGGCUCGCAGGCCAUCAAGGCGCUCAAGGAAGAAGGCAUCCAGGUCAUCCUUGUCAACCCCAACAUUGCGACGGUCCAGACGUCCAAGGGCCUCGCCGACAAGGUUUACUUUGUGCCGGUCCGCGCGUCGACGGUGCUCGAGAUCAUCAAGAAGGAGCGCCCGGACGGCAUCCUCGUCUCGAUGGGCGGCCAGACCGCGCUGAACGUCGGCAUUGAGCUCUGGGAGAGCGGCGCGCUCGAAGCCCACAACGUGCGCGUCAUGGGCACGCCGAUCUCGGUCGUCAUCGACACGGAAGACCGCGAGCGCUUCAGCGAGCGCCUUGCCGAGAUUGGCGAGACCAUCGCGCUGAGCAAGCCGGCCAAGACGAUCGACGAGGCCAUCGCUGCGGCCAACGAGAUUGGGUACCCGGUGCUCGUCCGCGCGGCCUUUGCGCUCGGCGGUCUCGGCUCGGGCUUUGCCGCCAACGACGAAGAGCUCACGACGCUCGCGAAGAAGGCGCUCUUUGGCGCGGGCUCCAAGGUCGCGGAGCGCCAGAUCCUCAUCGACCAGGACCUCCGCGGCUGGAAGGAAAUCGAGUACGAGGUCGUGCGCGACGCCAAGAACAACUGCAUCACGGUCUGCAACAUGGAGAACUUUGACCCGCUCGGUAUCCACACGGGCGAUUCGAUCGUCGUCGCGCCGUCGCAGACACUCAGCAACGCCGAGUACUUCAAGCUCCGCCAAACCGCGCAAAAGGUCGUGCGCCACCUCGGCAUCGUCGGCGAGUGCAACAUCCAGUAUGCGCUUGACCCGCACUCGGAGCGCUACUGCAUCAUUGAAGUCAACGCGCGCCUCUCGCGCUCGUCGGCGCUCGCGUCCAAGGCGACGGGCUACCCGCUCGCGUACGUGGCGGCCAAGAUCGCGCUCGGCAUCGACCUCGUCAACAUCAAGAACUCGAUCACGAAGACGACGACCGCGUGCUUUGAGCCGUCGCUCGACUACUGCGUCGUCAAGAUGCCCCGCUGGGACCUCAAGAAGUUCUCUCGCGUCUCGAACGACCUCGGCUCGUCCAUGCUCAGUGUCGGCGAGGUCAUGAGCGUCGGGCGCAACUUUGAGGAGUGCAUCCAGAAGGCGGUGCGCAUGGUCAACCCGAACUUGGACGGUCUCAACGGUCGCCCGGUCGACUACACGACCAAGACGGCCGAAAUUGACGCGAACCUGAAGAAGCCGACGGACGAGCGCCUCUUCUACGUCAUUGCGGCGCUUGACGCGGGCUACUCGGUCGACAAGGUGCACGAGCUCACCAAGAUUGACCGCUGGUUCCUCUCCAAGCUGCACCAUAUCUCGAGCCUCCGCAAGGGCAUGAAGGCGUUUGGCGCGCUCGACAAGCUCACGGCGUCGCACUUCAAGACGCUCAAGACGUACGGCUUCUCGGAUCGUCAGAUUGCGACCGAAGUCAAGUCGACGGAGCUCAUUGUGCGCAACCGCCGAAAGUCGUUUGGCGUGCUCCCGUUCGUCAAGCAGAUCGAUACGCUGGCGGCCGAGUUCCCGGCGCAGACCAACUACCUCUACAUGACGUACUCUGGCGCCGAGGACGACAUUCCGAUGGACGACCACGGCGUCAUGGUGCUCGGCUGCGGCGCCUACUGCAUCGGGUCGUCGGUCGAGUUUGAUUGGUGCGCCGUCUCGGCCGUGCGCACGAUCCGCGAGCUCAACUACAAGGCGAUCGUGGUCAACUACAACCCGGAGACGGUCUCGACCGACUACGACGAGUCGGACCGUUUGUACUUUGAAGAGCUCAGCUUUGAGCGCGUGCUCGACAUUUACGACCGGGAGAACGCGCACGGCGUCAUCGUCUCGGUCGGCGGCCAGAUCCCCAACAACCUCUCGACGCCGCUCUCCAAGUCGGGCGUCCGCAUCCUCGGCACGUCCGCCGAGUCGAUCGACCGCUGCGAAGACCGCAACAAGUUUUCGGCGCUCCUCGACACGAUCGGCGUCGACCAGCCCAAGUGGACGGAAGUCACGGACGUGGCGUCGGCCGAGAACUUUGCCUCGGACGUCGGCUUCCCCGUGCUCGUGCGCCCGUCCUAUGUGCUCUCGGGUGCUGGCAUGGUCGUCACGUCGUGCGCUGAAGAGCUCCGCGACUACCUCAACUCGCCCAACGUCGGCGGCAGCAGCAACAUUUGCAUCUCCAAGUUCAUUCUGAACGCCAAGGAAGUCGAGUUUGACGGUGUCGCCAAGGACGGCCAGAUCCUCAACUACGCCAUCUCCGAGCACGUCGAGAACGCCGGUGUGCACUCGGGCGACGCGACGCUCGUGCUGCCGGCGCAGAAGCUCUACGUCGGCACGAUCAAGCAGGUCAAGCGCAUUGCGAGCGCGAUCGCGCGGUCGCUCAACAUUACCGGUCCGUUCAACAUCCAGCUCAUGGCCAAGGAGAACGAAGUCAAGGUCAUCGAGUGCAACCUCCGCGCGUCGCGCACGUUCCCGUUCAUCUCCAAGACGUUCGACCUCAACUUUAUCAACCUCGCGACGCGUGCGAUGCUCGGCCUCGUCGUCAAGCCGGUCCCGAUCGCGCUCAUUGACAUUGACUACGUGGCCGUCAAGGCGCCGCAGUUUUCGUUCACGCGCCUUCUGGGUGCGGACCCGACGCUCGGUGUCGAGAUGGCGUCGACGGGCGAAGUUGCUUGCUUUGGCACGGACAUGCACGAGGCGUUCCUCAAGGCGCUCCUCUCGGCCGGCUUCAAGAUGCCCAAGGAGAAGAAGUCGAUUCUGAUCUCGAUCGGCAACGACGACAUCAAGCACGAGUUCCUCGAGUCGUGCAAGAUGCUCGACAAGCUCAAGUACAAGCUGUACGGCACGCCCGGCACGGCCGCGUACCUCCAGCAGCACGGCGUCGCGUGCCAAGUCCUCUUCAAGCCGAGCGCCAAGAAGGGCCCGAACGUCGUCGACGCGAUCAAGAACGGCGACAUUGAGCUCGUCAUCAACGUGCCCGACUCUGGGAACCGCCAGGGCGCCUCGGACGGGUACCUCAUCCGCCGCGCGUCGGUCGACUUUGGCAUCUCGCUCAUCAACAACAUCAAGUGCGCGAUCAUGCUCACGACCGCGAUGGAGAAGGUCAAGAAGCUCGAGAUCUGCCACAUUGGCGAGUACUACGCGAUGCCGACCGUCGGCUGGAGCACGGGCAAGAACCUCCUCGCGCGCAAGAUGUCGAUCUGCUAAGAAGAUUGCAUCCCUUUCCUUUAUAUACAUAUGACUAGCUUUGUAAAUUAUAUACCCAUCAAUAGUACCUUUGCACCCAA
Saprolegnia parasitica CBS 223.65 is the source of this 4619-nucleotide messenger RNA. RefSeq lists its product as hypothetical. The record is from RefSeq and is a predicted model, not a curated record. Lineage: Eukaryota; Oomycota; Saprolegniomycetes; Saprolegniales; Saprolegniaceae. Gene Ontology annotation, molecular function: ATP binding; metal ion binding; carbamoyl-phosphate synthase (glutamine-hydrolyzing) activity. The coding region runs from base 34 to 4539 and encodes 1501 amino acids. The transcript has a single exon. Gene Ontology annotation, cellular component: cytoplasm. Gene Ontology annotation, biological process: L-glutamine metabolic process; 'de novo' pyrimidine nucleobase biosynthetic process.